Messenger RNA from Linum trigynum, 1457 nucleotides. NCBI's taxonomy places the organism in Eukaryota, Viridiplantae, Streptophyta, Magnoliopsida, Malpighiales, Linaceae. The record is from the annotation of a GenBank genome assembly.
UUGGUCCUCAACUGCUUAGAACUUUUAACAGCUAAAAUAAUUUGUAAUAAACGUAACGCAAAAUGGAUUAAGAAUGAGGUACAGGUCGAAGUGAGUACUCAUACCGGGCAGUCUCACCUCAAAACAUAUUCCCAUGGAUAAAGUAGAAUGGAUAAAGUCUCAAAAUGAAUAAAUUAUUUUAUAUAAUUUUCCCUUAAUUAAUAUGGAUAAAUUAUUGUAUAUCAUUGCUAGUUAUUGGCAACCCUUGGCCAUCUAAUUAAUUUAUCAUUGUCUAUGGUUUUUUGGGGGGAUACAUAUGUAGUCAAGAUGGUUCGAUUUGGACAUGAAUGAUCAUGUGAAUAACGUGAAAUACGUGUAUUGGAUCCUAGAUAGCGUCCCACGCUGGCUUCCAGAGGGACAUGAACGUGGUGCAGUGUCAAUGGAGUUCAGAAAAGAGGUUGCUAUAGAUACCAUUGUGCAUUCUCUUUCCAAGGUCAUUAACGAUGAUAAUGCAGCCGCCGGGAAUGGGAACGGCGGCGCCGACGACCAUGGCAAUGCGUCGCCCGUGGAGAUGGAUCAUUUGUUGUGUCUCGAGGACGGGUCUGAAAUAUUGAGGGCAAGAACAACUUGGAACCCUAAACCAUAAUUAAAACAGAUAAAUCUCGAUUGCAUGGUGGAUUCUUAUGAAUAUUCAUGUGCGAUUGAGUAAUGAGCAUAUGGGUGAGGGUACUAUAUGAACAUCAUUAGGAUGAGAAUUGAGAUGUGAUUGUUCCCUAAUCAUGCAUUGAAGAUGAUCAAUAAAGGACACACAAGAGAGCUAUAUACUAGUACAAGGUUUCUGUAACCUUUGUCCCAUUGUUUGUACUUUAUGUUUCAACCAGGUUAUUCUUCUUUCUUCUACCGUUCUCACUAGUACUAUUUAUAAAUAAUAAUAAAUUAUGACUAUAUCUAUGGUGACUUAUAAGUCACCAUGACUUGAAGAAAGCGAUUUAUCGUUUACGGCAAGUAGUCGGUUCACCAUUUUCGGUCAAUCUCUUACAACGAACGAUCGAUCAAAUAACAUACUUAAGUAGUUGUUGGGCAUAUGACUCGGGCCUAGCCGCGCCGAAGGAACACAUCGCGACCGAAUACCCCCCAGCAUGGCCGCGCGAAGACCCUGAGCGCGACACCUCAGCGUGGUUCACCACGUCCCGGCGCGAGAAGCUUAGGCGCGGAACGGGAAGCUUAGGCGCGGAACGGGUCGCACGCAGGUAGGAAGGUCAUAGCGUAGACCAGACCAAAGGGAUGUGGAAAGCGUAGUUUCCCUCCCCAAGGGUAGUCACAUCAGGGCCCUAGGCGUGGUCCCAGAUAGGUCUCUGACACGUCCUAGGUAGAAGCAUGGCCUAAAUCCUUAGUAUGUCAGUAGUCACAUCAUUGUAUCCUCACAUGAGUCAACCACUCACCCACCACCAUGUAGCCUAUAAAUAUGGCAUUUACUA